AUGAGUGCAUAUAUCAAUCCAUUAGGCUCUGAAUCAACUACAGCCAUACAGCCAAUCCCGUUGUUUGUAAUCAAAUCUAAGAUCAUAUCAGCACAACCAAAUUUGAAGCUUUUCAUUAAUUUAUCGCAUGCCAAAGAAAUACCAUUACCCAAGUCACCGUUCAGCCCAAAGACUACGUACAAUGAAAUAAUGAAUAAUCAAUGGGAAAUCCCCAUAAUCACUUCACCUUCACGUAUCGAGAAGGACAAAAAAGGAAAUAAGUGUACAGUGUACGAUUGCAUAAUUAAUAGUCAGUUAGUCGAUACGGUAUUGGAUGUGACGAACGUGAAUUUGAAACAAAUCUUGAUUGAAUGGUGUUUUGAGAGUAUAGAGAUUAUUGAUAAUGUAAUAAUUGAUAGAGAAAAUAUCAAGUUCCCCAAGUUGAAAUUUAAAUGUGAAGGUCAGGAUAAAUUACCUGAAUUGGAGGUCAGAAAUGAACAAUUCAUGGAAACUGAAAAGAAAAAUGAUGAUAUCCAAGAAUUCUUGCAAAUGAAAAGAGAUCUAAUUGAGAAAGAUGGUAUAGAUUCUGAUGAGUUGCCCGCAUUGUUCCCCUUGACUAGGAAUAAUAAUAACGGUGGCGACAAUGAAAUGCCCAAGAAUAAAGUUGUAAUAGAAGAUAUUACUAAUGAGUGGCAGAAAAUGAAACAGAAAUCUAAGAUUUCUGAAAAUGUGCAUGUAAUUAAGAAAGAUAUUAACUUUGUCGUUACAAUGAAGAAAAUUACAAAGGAAAAAAGUGCAUAUAAAUUGAAGAUCGAAAUUGAGUCAGAGAUUGAGUCAAGUUUAGAUUUAAAUGUGUCAUACAAUUUAAACGAUAAUGAAUUAUUAAUUGAAAAUUCCAAUACAAUUGAAUUUAACCCAAAGAGGCUGAACUUAUUACUACCGAAUUUUAUUAAAGAAUUAAAAUAUUCUUCAAAGGAUUUUAAAACGUAUUUCAUAAAGAGGGAAAAGAAAUUAUAUAUAUUUGUAUAA
Messenger RNA from Kazachstania africana CBS 2517, 1008 nucleotides. It is a transcript of the gene PIH1, whose product is annotated as Pih1p. Lineage: Eukaryota; Fungi; Ascomycota; Saccharomycetes; Saccharomycetales; Saccharomycetaceae. The coding region runs from base 1 to 1008 and encodes 335 amino acids. The transcript has a single exon. The record is from RefSeq and is a predicted model, not a curated record. Gene Ontology annotation, cellular component: cytoplasm; R2TP complex; ribonucleoprotein complex. Gene Ontology annotation, biological process: box C/D snoRNP assembly; rRNA processing.